UCAUUACAACUCUUGCGAGUCAUGAGCGCCUGGUACCUAAUUACACAAGGUUCUAAAGAGAGCUGGAUUAUAAACAUUACAUUAUAUUUUAUCUAAGUCUUUGAUUUUUGAUUCGUUAGUGGAAUAGCUUACUAAAUGUAACGCAUCUAUAUUUUUUUGGUUAUAUAGUUAGUACUUUUAAAUUUAUUAAAUUUAAACUGUUGCAAAUUAUGAGCGCCUGGUACCUUAACUGUUUUUUAUUCUCUUUUAAUAGCUGGGUGAUUAAAACAAGCGUGGUGUCUACUUAUAAUAUAAAUAUGAAAUGAGGAAUGCGAGGGAAGAAAUGAAAAGCCUGUCACUCAGCAUGCUACUGCUUUACCGACAGAGCGAGGCACAGCAGAACCCUACAGGGCCAAUAGCUAGCUUCUUGAGAACAAACUUUGUAGGCCAUCCAGUGGUGCAUGAGAAGACAUCUUGGAUUUUCGACCCUGACGUUUCACUGAAGAGGCGAAGACUGUUCAUCGAGCUACAUGGUGAUAAAGGAGAGAAGUUGAUUGAGAGAUUGGGACUGGGCAUUGAUGGAAGGGAUCUUGAAAGACUGCAGAAGCAAAGGCAAAGGGAUGAAGGGCAUCUAGGGGGUCUUAACUUCUACCUUCCCUAGAUUAAGUCAUGUCCAAUUUGUACAUACAGAUUUUGGAGUAGAAGUCAUCAAUUAUAAAUUACUAGCUGUCGUGCUGUAGUGCCCGU
Molecule: messenger RNA, 726 nt
Organism: Trichoplusia ni (cabbage looper)
Lineage: Eukaryota; Metazoa; Arthropoda; Insecta; Lepidoptera; Noctuidae
Exons: 2
Coding region: 302-640 (112 amino acids)
Source: RefSeq, a predicted model, not a curated record